AUGGAGCUGGACCACCGGGACUUCUUGAACACUCCUCCCGUGAAGACAGUCCGCUUCGGGGGGACAGUGGCGGACACUUUGGCCAAACACAAGAAAGGGGACCUCAAAGACUAUGAGCUGCUGCGACACCAGCUGACAGACCCAGAGAUCAAAGACGCUCAGAUUGUGAACUGGCUGCAGGAGUUCAGAAGUUGUGUGACGCUGCUGAGAAAGGAACACGAGCAACUGGUACAUGCUGUACUGCGCCUCCCCUGGGUGGGCCGCAGCCCCUCGGUGGUGGAUGAGUACCUGUGCUUCCUCAGUAACCUGGUGUCUGCACAGACAGUGUACCUGUGCCCCUGCCUCAACAUGGUGGUGGCUCACUUCAUCCCCAAGCGAGUGACUGUGUGUGAAGGUGGAGUGGACUUCUCCGACUCGGACGACGACGACAAAAAUCUUCCCAGAAACUUUGAGCAGUGUCACCAGGCGCUGCAGGUCAUCUCCAAAUACGUGCCCUCGACGGGCCGCUUCCUCACCCCCAUCCUCCUGCAGAAGUUCCCCUUCAUCCAUAAGUCAUCAAAGACCCUGGAGUGCUACGUCCACAAUCUGCUGCGUGUGACAGUGUACACUCCGUCUAUACGUAGAGACGUUCUGGAGAUUAUCAUCGACAAGAUGCUGCAGCUGGAUGUGAGCGCCUCUCGCUCUGACAUCGAAGAGGCUGAAGAAGGUGCCUUGCAGCAGCUGGACGAGCCCACGCUUUUUGACAUGGACGAGGACCUCCCGCCUCCCGCCUCCUCCAUGUCUCACCCUGUGGCCGAGCGCCUGGACACUCUGAUGGCUGUGCUCCUCACUUACAUCAAGGACAUCUGUCAAGUUCAUGGCUCUCUGCAGCAGACCAAGGACCUGUACAGAGACCUGCUGAGUGUGUUUGAUAAGGUCAUCCUGCCCACACACGCCUGCUCCCACGUCCAGUACGCCCUCUUCUACCUCUGCAGCUUCAGACUGGCCCUGUCCGAGGCCUUCCUGGAGCACCUGUGGAAGAUGGUGCAGAGUCCGGCCCAGGCUGCGGUGCUGCGGCAGACCGCGCUCGGAUACAUGGGCAGCUUCCUCGCUCGGGCCAAGUUCAUCCCCAUUGUGACGGUGCGUGCGUGUCUGGAUCUGCUGGUGUCCUGGAUCCACUCGUACCUGGACUCUCAGGACUCUGUGGACAAACAGUUCUGUGACCUGGACCUGCACGGGCCGUUCUACAGCGCCUGCCAGGCCGUCUUCUACACUCUGGUGUUCAGACACAAGGCUAUACUGGAGGGCAACAUGAAGAGAGGAUAA
This is a messenger RNA of Knipowitschia caucasica, 1305 nucleotides long. NCBI's taxonomy places the organism in Eukaryota, Metazoa, Chordata, Actinopteri, Gobiiformes, Gobiidae. The record is from the annotation of a GenBank genome assembly.